Molecule: messenger RNA, 4015 nt
Organism: Arvicanthis niloticus (Nile rat)
Lineage: Eukaryota; Metazoa; Chordata; Mammalia; Rodentia; Muridae
Gene: Shoc2
Product: SHOC2 leucine rich repeat scaffold protein
Cellular component (GO): cytoplasm
Molecular function (GO): protein binding
Source: RefSeq, a predicted model, not a curated record
GGACGAGGAGGAGGAAGGAGGUGAGCGGGGAUGGUGGAGUCAGGGCUCUGGACCGCAGCCUGGGGCGGGAGCGGCACAGGGGCGCCCGCGGGCCGGUCCUCUGCCUUCCUGCCUGUCGGGGGGCCCGGCCGUCCGUCGGAAUCCUAAUGAACUGACCGGCACCAUUUUUACCAGCUGGCAUGAGUUCUCAGAAAUGAGCAUAGUGCUUUUAGAGCCACCAUGUAACAGACGGAUGCCACUCCAAGCCAUUACUUUUCCAUGCCAACACUCUUGAUUGUCCAGGAUCUUUGUCUCUUCAUCUUUGAUCUGGAUUGCCCGAAAUAACAGGAGUUCAUGGAGUGUUUUCUUUAAGCUUGAGUCACCAUGAGUAGUAGUUUAGGAAAAGACAAAGACUCUAAAGAGAAAGAGCCCAAAGUGCCGUCUGCCAAGGAACGAGAAAAAGAGGCAAAAGCCUCUGGAGGUUUUGGGAAAGAAAGCAAAGAGAAAGAACCUAAAACCAAAGGAAAAGAUGCCAAAGAUGGAAAGAAGGAGUCCAGUGCUGCCCAACCAGGUGUGGCUUUUUCAGUUGACAAUACCAUCAAACGGCCAAAUCCAGCACCGGGAACUAGAAAAAAAUCCAGCAAUGCCGAGGUAAUUAAGGAGCUUAACAAAUGCCGGGAGGAGAGCUCAAUGCGCUUGGACUUAUCCAAGAGGUCUAUACAUAUACUGCCACCAUCAGUCAAAGAGUUGACUCAACUCACAGAACUUUAUUUAUACAGUAACAAAUUGCAGUCCCUCCCAGCAGAGGUGGGCUGUCUAGUCAAUCUCAUGACGUUGGCUCUCAGUGAGAAUUCACUCACCAGUUUGCCUGACUCUCUUGAUAACUUGAAGAAACUGCGGAUGCUUGAUUUACGGCAUAAUAAACUGAGAGAAAUUCCUUCCGUGGUAUAUAGGCUAGACUCUCUCACUACUCUCUAUCUUCGCUUUAACCGCAUCACGACUGUGGAAAAGGACAUCCGAAACCUGCCGAAGCUCAGCAUGCUCAGCAUCCGAGAGAACAAGAUCAAGCAGCUCCCUGCUGAGAUUGGUGAAUUAUGUAACCUCAUUACCCUGGAUGUAGCUCACAAUCAACUUGAACACCUUCCAAAGGAGAUUGGAAACUGCACACAGAUAACCAACCUUGACUUGCAGCACAAUGAACUACUAGACCUCCCAGAUACAAUAGGAAACCUGUCCAGUUUAAAUCGCCUUGGCCUGAGAUACAAUAGAUUGUCAGCAAUACCCAGAUCAUUAGCAAAAUGCAGUGCACUUGAGGAGUUAAAUUUAGAGAACAAUAACAUUUCUACUCUACCAGAGAGUCUUUUGUCCAGUCUUGUAAAAUUGAAUAGUUUGACCUUAGCUAGAAAUUGCUUCCAGUUAUAUCCAGUGGGAGGUCCGUCUCAGUUUUCCACCAUUUAUUCCCUCAACAUGGAACACAAUCGAAUCAACAAAAUCCCAUUUGGAAUUUUUUCCAGAGCUAAAGUGUUAAGUAAGCUGAAUAUGAAGGACAAUCAGUUAACAUCACUUCCUUUGGAUUUUGGAACUUGGACCAGUAUGGUAGAAUUGAAUUUAGCAACUAAUCAGCUCACAAAGAUCCCAGAGGAUGUAUCUGGUCUGGUUUCUCUUGAGGUUCUAAUAUUAUCGAACAAUCUUCUAAAGAAGCUUCCCCACGGUUUGGGAAACCUUAGGAAGUUACGAGAGUUAGACCUGGAGGAGAACAAGCUGGAGUCCUUGCCCAAUGAGAUCGCUUACCUUAAGGAUUUGCAGAAAUUAGUCUUGACAAACAACCAGUUGACCACUCUUCCCAGAGGCAUCGGUCACCUUACCAACCUCACGCACCUUGGUCUUGGAGAGAACCUGCUCACUCACCUUCCUGAGGAAAUUGGUACACUGGAAAACCUAGAAGAACUGUAUUUGAAUGACAACCCCAACCUUCACAGCCUCCCCUUUGAGCUUGCUCUUUGCAGCAAGUUGUCAAUCAUGAGUAUUGAGAACUGUCCACUCAGUCACCUCCCACCUCAAAUUGUUGCUGGAGGGCCUUCGUUCAUUAUUCAGUUCUUAAAGAUGCAGGGUCCGUAUCGUGCCAUGGUCUGAUACAAACUGCUGGUCCCACACACUGUUCAAAAACAGACUGCCAUUAAUCUUUCGUAUCUGUAUCUGUAUCUGUGUGGAUAUUGAUCUAUGGCAGAUUUAUAAAGACUGCAUUAUGUGUUUCUGCUAAUAGAGGAAUCAUAGCCAUUUAGAUUUUUUUAAUUCUGUAAAAAAAAAAAAAAGGCUUAUAUAAGUUUUCUUUGCUAAAUUUGAUGGAUGUUUUUCUGUAUGUAAUCUGGUAUGCUAGUUUGUUUAAAAAUCUUCCAACAAAUUAUAAAGUCAUUAAAUUUAAGGGACAAAAUAGUAUAGUUAAAUACAUGUUUCUCUUAGGAAAAUGUGGGCCAAAAAUUUUGUUGCAUCUUUCAUAUACAUUUCCCCUUAAAAUUGUCAGAUCUUUAUAACAGCAUAGGCCCUGAAGGUAGAAUUUUUCUUUAACUUAUUUUGAAAUUUGAAAUUUAAAUUUUAUAUAUUGUUUACAAUCGGAAUGAAUCACUGGAUUAUUUUGAUUUGCUCUGUUUUAAUCAGUCAGAUAGAGUUCAUAUUCUGUUAAAGAAUUUGCAUCAGUUAGUUUAAAUAUUAAAAGAUACUUUGUCAAAACAGCUGGCAAACAGAAAAUAUACAUUUAGAAAUCAAAAUUUUCACUAGUUUUAUUUUUCCAGUGAACUUUAAAGCAAAUAUCUGAAGUGAAUCUUUGGGGUGGGGGUAUCGAAACGUUUCCUAGAAUAAGUAUGUUUUACUGUAUAGGAGCAGAAAUCUGUGGUGAAAGCUUUUCUUUUUUCUCUUUUCUUUUCUUUUCUUUUCUUUUCUUUUCUUUUCUUUUUUCUUUUCUUUCCUUCCCCAUUCCUGAAAGUUGCAGAUCCAAAAAAUUUAACAAAAAUUUGGCAAGUAAAUAACACGUAAAGACACAUUCUAUAUAUGUAUAUACAAUGCUAUAUAGAUAUGUAUUUAUUAUAUCAUAAACUACAAUAGGUAACUUUAAAGACUUCUCCCUUUACUUGUACAAUGAGAUGGAUGUCUCUCUCUAAAGACUGCAGUAUAUGUGCAUUCGGGAUUAUUUAACAGUGUCCUAUGGUUUUAUAUCUUGACUCACCUUGUCCAUCUUUCUGUUCGGGAGUAUCUGUGUCUAAGCACAAUAUCUUCACACUGUGCUGUAUUGCUGCUGAACUAAAUGCACUUUCCCCAUACAUGGGGCACUGGCUUCAAACAAUUCAGUUCAGUACCGUUGCUUUCAAUCUCAUCUUUCCUUGGUUAGUAGGUGGUAGUCAGUUAUGGAAAACGGCACAUUGCAUUGAUGCCAUUGGUAGUUCCGUGGAAGUUAUGUAGGAUGUGCAUGGACUUGUUGAUAAUAUUUUCUUUUGCUUUUCUGCCUUUAUGAAUAUCAACUGUAAAUGUGUGCCCCGUACAUAGUAUUCUUAUUUUUGGUAGUGUUUGUCUAGGUCAAUUUAAUUAUUGAGAACACCCUCCCCCGCAGAGCAGGUGCAGCCUAAAUACAAUCCUGAAACACACUUUCCAUAUAACGAAUGACUAUUAUACAUAAGUAAAUAUUGCUGCUUGUUAUUUUAUUUUGCACCCCCCCCCCCAUUUUUGGGUAUUUUGUUCUAAACUGUUUUUAAAAAUUAAAACUGUAAUAUCAAGAUAAAAAUUUGGGUUUUUGCUUUUCCUGGUACUCAAAUCCAAGACUGGGUUUCAGAUCAAAUCUCUGUUCAUAAUUGGCAAGUUUGUAAGGAGCAGCUAAGAAAUGGAAGGCAGGUAAAGAUAUAAAACCCUAGAAUGCCUAAAUGUGCUGUAAAACUAUUGUAGAUGUUCACUGGAUUUUACGAAGUUAAUAGCCUUUCUCCUUUUCCAUCUACUGUGGCUUUUCAGUUAAGAUUUUGUUUAUAAAAGGAAUUUAUUACAGUUCUACCUA